Molecule: messenger RNA, 6271 nt
Organism: Chroicocephalus ridibundus (black-headed gull)
Lineage: Eukaryota; Metazoa; Chordata; Aves; Charadriiformes; Laridae
Gene: BACH2
Product: BTB domain and CNC homolog 2
Exons: 8
Coding region: 497-2971 (824 amino acids)
Biological process (GO): regulation of transcription by RNA polymerase II
Molecular function (GO): RNA polymerase II cis-regulatory region sequence-specific DNA binding; DNA-binding transcription factor activity, RNA polymerase II-specific; protein binding
Source: RefSeq, a predicted model, not a curated record
CCCCAAACCUCAGCCGUAACAGCCUUACCCCCCCCCCCCCCCCCCCCCGGGCCCGCUCCACCCCGCCCCACGGCCUCCCUCCCCACCUCCAGGCUGCAGCGAGAGGGGCGACCCCCGAAAGUUGCGCGGAGGCGAGAGCGAUGAGGCAAGAGAGAAGUUUUUAAAAACAGAAAAAUGUGAUUGCGUGAACAAUACUGUUGGCAGGAGGACUCGGUGGAUUCAGAUAUAACUGUAGGUGCUGCUUAUAUGAAAGUGCUGAGCCACACCAUCCAGUAAGCUGUCUAGAGCAGCAGUUGGCUUGCUUGGAAAUCGCGUCCAGGACUGUCUUGUAAGUUGCUAUCGACUGAGUUGCCAGAACAUUGCCGUACAAAACUUUGGAGGGCCACUUCUUAAUGGAUUGCUGCAGCCUCAUAAUUCCUCCAUUGAUCCUGUUCCCUGCGUCGUGAGAACAUUUUAGCCAGCACAGAACCUAGAAAAGUUACAUGGUGUGAACGGCAUGUCUGUGGAUGAGAAGACUGACUCCCCCAUGUAUGUGUAUGAGUCAACAGUGCACUGUACCAAUAUUCUCCUCUGCUUAAAUGACCAGCGGAAGCAGGACAUUCUCUGUGACGUGACGCUGAUCGUGGAGGGGAAGGAGUUCCGCGCCCACCGGGCUGUGCUGGCUGCCUGCAGCGAGUACUUCUUGCAGGCCUUGGUAGGGCAGACGGAAAAUGACCUGGUGGUCAGCCUGCCGGAAGAGGUCACUGUCAGGGGAUUUGGUCCAUUGUUACAGUUUGCCUACACUGCUAAGCUGUUACUCAGCAGGGAAAACAUCCAGGAGGUCAUCCACUGCGCGGAAUUCCUGCGCAUGCACAACCUGGAGGACUCCUGCUUCAGCUUCCUUCAGACGCAACUGCUGAACAAUGAAGAUGGCCUGUUCCUGUGCAAAAAAGAUACCACCUGUCAGCGCAUGCACGAUGAGGAGAACUCGGACGGAGACGAGGAGGAGACGAUGGAAUCGGAGACGUCAAAAAUAUCUUGCCCAAGAGAGAGGAUGCACCAAGAGCCCUUCAAUUUUGAAACCACUGUUGCUGGAGCAGACAAAGGCGAGGGGAUGCUGCCUGACUCUGACAUGCUGAGAGAUAGCAAGGACAAUUUGGACAAAGAUGCAGUAACACGGUACCCUAGAUACAAGAAAUACCAGCUUGCUUGUACCAAGAAUGUCUACAACACAUCACACAUCAGUACCUCAGGUUUUGCAAGCACAUUCAGCGAAGAGAGCUCUGGAAAUGGCCUCAAAUCAGGACUUGCUAUGGGGCAGAUAAAAAGCGAGCCUCAGAAUGAAGAGAACGAUGAAGAAAGCAUCACACUUUGCCUGUCUGGAGAUGAACCUGACAUCAGGGAUAAAGAAGGGGAUGUUGAAAUGGACAGGAAGCAGCCAAGCCCCACUUGCGUCGACAGGCCAAAAAGUGGGUCCUCUCCCUCUUGCUUGCGGUCUUUCUUCAACAGGACAAAAAGCAUAGAUUUGGUUGGCUUCCCCAGCACUUCCCAACAGCACUUUGGCAGGAGUCCAGCAUGCCCUUUUGAAAAAGGGACAACUCAGGGUGACCACAAAACUGAUUACAUCCCUUUCACGGGGAACUAUGGACAGUCCCAUGCCAUGCAGAAGGAUGCUUCCAACUUCACAGUGGGAUCACCGCUCAGGGGGCCCGGCUUUGAAACUCUCUGUAAGCAAGAAGGGGAACUGGACAGGAGGAGUGUUAUAUUCUCUUCAAACGCUUGUGACCAAGUAAGCACUUCGGUGCAUUCAUAUUCUGGUGUGAGCAGCUUGGACAAAGACCUCACUGAGACUGUGCCAAAGGGUCUGUGGGCUGGCGGUAGCCAGUCUCUCCCCAGCUCUCAGACCUAUUCGCACAGCGGACUGACAGCUGAUCACUUGCCGGGAAGGAUGCGGCCGAACACCAGCUGUCCGGUGCCAAUUAAAGUUUGCCCUCGCUCUCCUCCUUUGGAAACCAGAACCAGGACCUCCAGCUCAUGCUCUUCCUACUCGUACGCAGAGGACGGCAGCGGCGGCUCUCCCUGCAGUCUGCGUCUUUGCGAGCUCUCCUCUUCCCCUUGCUCCCAAGGCCCCCGAUUCCUGGCACCCGAGCACCAGGAGCCCGGUGUGGUGGGGGAUGGAUUGUACAACCCAGUCCGAGCGCAGAUUAAAUGUGAGCCAUCCUAUGGAACAAACUCCAGCGAUGAGUCUGGGUCAUUCUCAGAAGCAGACAGUGAAUCAUGUCCUGUGCAAGAGAGAGGGCAUGAGGUGAAACUUCCUUUUCCUGUUGAUCAAAUCACAGAUCUUCCAAGGAAUGAUUUCCAGAUGAUGAUAAAGAUGCACAAGCUAACCUCAGAGCAGCUCGAGUUCAUCCACGACGUUCGCCGGCGCAGCAAGAACCGAAUUGCAGCUCAGCGCUGCCGCAAGAGGAAACUGGACUGUAUUCAGAACCUAGAAUGUGAAAUCCGCAAGUUGGUGUGUGAGAAAGAGAAAUUGCUCUCAGAAAGGAACCAGCUGAAAGCAAGCAUGGGAGAAUUGUUAGACAACUUCUCGUGUCUUUCCCAAGAAGUGUGUAGAGACAUGCAGAGCCCGGAACAGAUCCAAGCUCUCCACCGAUACUGCCCCGUUCUCAGACCCAUGGAUCUACAGCCAGCCACCACCAUCAGCCCCUCCCCAGCUGGCGUGGAGCAGAGCCUGGUGACCUCCCAGUGCGUCGGGGAAAGCAUGCAGUGCUGCUCGGAGCAAGGCUCGGUGCAACUGGGAGCGCCCUGGCUGCCCAACAACAUCUCGGAAAAUUGUUCGGCUGCCGGGGGGUUGGAUGGAGCCGACACAGGUACUUACCCCGAGAGAGAGCUUCCACCGGAGCAGAGCAGCCAAACGGUCACGGUAGACUUCUGUCAGGAAAUGACUGAUAAAUGUACAACAGAUGAGCAACCUAGGAAAGAUUACACCUAGUGACUUGUAACCUUAACGUUACACCUGGUCAGGUGUUCUUCAGUCAGCCAGUGGCAAUGUUCAUUUGUUGUCUAGAAGAACGUAUUUGGUGCACACUACAGUGGUCUUAGCAGCAAUACUGUUUUUAAGUAUUCCCUCCUCUCUACAAGCAGGAGUUCUCUUCACAAUGGUGCUAUCCCUUGCUCAGGCAGGGAACGAAGCAGUGGCAACACUGUCUGUUUUUGUAUGUUGAUUUCAAUCUUAACAGGGAUGGACAUAACACCUCUGAGGACCCAACCGCAGCUUUUUUCUCAGUGGCCCAUGUCACAAAACCCUAACUCAGGAAUUUCCUCUGAAUGUUCAAUUUUUCAUUGAAGACAGCUUCUUUACACAUCAAAGUUUUAUAGCUAAACUGUACAUAUUAUAUAUAAUAUAUAUAAAAUAUAUAUAUCCAUAUGCAAAAGUCCCUGCAUGCCUCAAUUUUUCUCAUCCUACAAACUGGAAGCUUUCAUUUCUAUUGUACAAACAAGUUCCAACAUUCCUUUUUGUCUUCGAUGCUAGAACUAGUUUGGUAACUUGUUACACGAUAGUUUUUUUUUUCUCGGUUCGCAGUUCAGCAAUAUCAUUCGAUUUGUACUUAUUUAUGAAAUUUUAAUGUUGGAAACUUAUUUGAGAUUUUAUUAUAGACGAUUUUCUUGGCACAGCCAUUUCGUGCCACUUGAGCAAUGUGGAGUUAUUUUAUUUUCUUGCAGAUACUGUACAGUAAUGGUCAACUUUGCCACUUGCACUGAGUUUCUGGUCAAACCUCUUUUCAUAAAUGAAGUCGUGACUUCAGUAUAACUUGAGUAUAUGGUUUUCUUUGCUUUAUGGCUCAAAGAAAAUAGAAAAGUUUUAGCUAAAAGACAAACACUCAGGAGCUCAUUAUGUAGUAAAAACGGUCUUGCCAAAUACUGAAUUCACUAUACAAUUUGUAAAGAGAAUCUGCUUGAAUUAUUUUUAUAUUCAGACUUCUUUCUGUUUCACAAACCAAGUUUAAGUGCUGUUAAUGAUGCUUUUGGAUUCUUAUAGGGGAAAGUAUGUUUCACUCUUUAGAGAAAAAAGUAUUUGACAACUGGAUCAUCAUACGUUCCCCGAAGUAAAGCAAACGGAGAUCACAUCAAUACACUUGGCGGGGAGCGGGGGGAGCGCUUUUGUCUCCGGCCCCGCUCCGCGUCCUUUACUCAUGGAAGCAACUGCUGCUCCGGCUAGUCCCCAGAGCCUCACCUCAGCUGUCCUCAGACGUUACCCGUUUUCCUCACCAGACCCGAGUUGCAGAGGUGGGUCUGGUGAAGCCGGCGAUCCUGCCGGCCUAGGCCGAGUUGCGGGAUCAGACCCCUAGUUGUUGGCUUUGGUUUCCUUACAGAAGCCGAGUUAGCACUGUAUCCUCUAAGAGCAUAACAUACAUCUGCCAACACCCGAUUCGGUCGCACACCCAUCAAAUUCUUGUGUUUCCAGGAUCCUCUCGUCCUGCAGCAUUGCCCUCAGCACAAACCGCAGCUAGAAGAGCGCUGUCUCGAAGGAGACUACUCAGUGAAUUGGCUUAGUUGUAACUGUAUUGGAUUUGUACCUUAAGCGAUGUUGACUCAUGUUAUGACCGUGCGAGACAGCAGCUUUCCAAGCAUAACAUCUGUAUGUACAGUGUAGACAGAAAAACAUCCUCCUAAUGCUUUUUUUAAUAAUUAUUAUUAUUAUUCUAAGUGUACUGAGUUUUUAUUUUGUGGUUCUUUGCCCUACCUGUGCCAGGUUGCGUGGCUUUAUCGACGACAACUGUCAUGUGCUUUACUGGCUGAUAUUGUUUGUUCUCGCUGCAAAAAAUGACCAGCUGUUCACACCUAUUUUAAAAAAAAGUGUGGGGAAGCAGCUUCUCAGAAGCACUAAGCGAUAAUGUGGUCUUCUGCGCUAACGUUUACACUAGAGGUGUGCGCUGGUGUUUUUUUUGAGGCACUCAGUAGAUCAGCAUCUUGACCCUGGAGGAGGAAUCAGCUCCCUCUCUCCGCUUCUUCCAUCUUCAGACUGUGCUCAUGGACCGUCGCCCACUCGCCACAAAGUCUUGCUUUUAUCCUCUUCACCCAAACUAUUGUAGCCAAGCUACCGAGGAGGAAAUGCAUAUAGCAUGUGCCAUGUUUGUUGAAAAUACGUUUUUUCCCCGCAUGUACAAAGAGAAACUAGUAUAUAAUGUAGGAGAAUAUUUAUGUUUAAGUAUUAAUCAUUACUGUACAAAAUCCUUACCUUUAAAUGUUCAAAAAUAUACAAAUGCCAUAAACUCCUAGUUCACACGGUUGAAAAAGGGGGAGGAGUUGUCCUUUCUUUUAAAAAAGAGCUUAACCUAAAAAUAUCUGCCCCCCCUCCCAGCCAUGUUUUGCAGGUAACUGACUGAGAAGCUCUUUGGCAGGGGGGGUGGGGGGGGAUUUGAUUUUCCUUUUUGAAUUCGUUGACGUUGCAAAGCAGUUCCGUGCUUCGCAGAGAAGUUUUGUUUCUAUGAGACCAUGGUGAAAGCUAGAAUUUAAAACUAAAUGUGAAUCACAUUAUAGAGUCAUAGCUACUUGGGGGGGGGGCGCUGGGGGUGGGCGGGCGGGAAGGGUCGACUGACACAGUAUUUUAAAGAUGUUUUUUCUGUUGCCUUUUUUUAUUUUUAAGUGACCUCCUAUAUAUAUGAAUAGAUAGAAUGUUUUAUGAGUAUAAAACCAAGUUUUAACUUGCUUCCUGACAUGAAGAUUUACUCUACUAACAACUCAUGUGCAACUGGUACUCUUGACCUCAUUCCAACGGUUUUAAAAAACCCACCCACGCAAACCCAUUGCGCUGCAGCUCUUAGGUUUGACCUGGCUUCAUACUGGUGCUGGGUCUCUUGAUUUCCUCUACCUUGGGAACUGGUAUUUAAAACCACUGCUCAAAUAAGUGUCUCUUCCUCAACCUUUCUCUCCUCUCUCUCUCUCUUUCUCUCCCCCGUGAGCUUUUCUGGAUGUUUGAUUUCAUUCUUUCCCAUUAGAAGUGGCUGAUUUUGUGUCAUUGCUUCCUAUAUUUACAUGUAUCAUGGUUUUUCAGUGGGGUUUUUUUGGUGGUGGUGGUUGUUUUUUGUUUCUAUUUUGUUGUGAGGUUUUUUUUGCUCUUCCGAACCACGCGGCUCUCAAAGCGGUUACUGGGCUAACGUUAAAGGAAGCCAUUGGGAGAACUAGUUUCAGAUCUGGACACCAGUUGACUUACCCAACCGUUCUUGUCUCGUGAGGUCAAAACAACCGAUCACGAGAAUACCAUUGGAAAUUUAGAAAAAAAAAAACACAA